AUGUCUGAACAAUUCCAGCAUCUGCUGAAGCCCCUUCAGAUGGGUAAUCUGCAACUGAAGAAUCGGGUUGUCAUGGCAUCUCUGACACGAAACAGAGACAGCGUCCCCCGAGAAAACCUUCAUGUUCCAUACUAUGCUGAGAGAGCGGGCACCGGCCUGAUCCUCUCCGAGGCAGCAUUAAUUUGUCCACAAGGUGUUGAGUGGACUUUCAUGCCAGGCAUCUAUUCUCAAGAACACGUUGAAGGCUGGAAGAAGGUUACAGACGCCGUGCAUGCCAAAGGCGGACUCAUUUUCUGUCAAUUACACCACGUAGGCCGAGUGGCACAUCCUGGAACCCGAGUUCAACGCGAGUCCGGGAAACCUGUGCCAGGCCCAUCUGCAGUUGCUGCCAGAGGUGGCAAGUUUCGCAACGUUCCUGGGGCCCCUGGCUACGUUAUCCCUACUGCAAUUGAGGAUCCCAGGGCCAUCAUAGAGUUGUACAGCAAUGCCUCACGCCUAGCGAAGGAAGCUGGUUUUGAUGGCGUGGAAAUUCACCACGCCAACGGGUACCUUCCUAUGCAAUUCCUGGAAUCUCACAGCAACCAUCGCACAGACGAGUGGGGGGGUUCUUUGGAGAACAGGAUGCGCUUUUCGCUUGCUUGUCUGGCCAAGAUGAAUGAGCACUUCCCCUAUAACAGAAUUGGAGUUAAGAUCGCUCCUUGUGGUGGCUAUAACGAUAUGGGUGAGCUAGACGCCCAAGGAAACCCCUCACCCGAAGUCGCCCUCGAAACCUACGGCGGGUUUUGCACAGAGCUUAAUAAGCUUGGCCUUGCGUAUGUUCAGGUAAUGCGAUGGUGGGCGUCUUAUGAUUUAAUGAUUGAUGGCAAGCCUAGAGGAGUUCAGUGGGAUCCCAUUGCAGCACUGAGGCCAAUCCUAUCCAACACGCUGCUCUUUGGCAACACAGCUUUCACGCCAGAGGAGGCUGAUGAGUGGAUUAAAAAGGGGUACAUGGAUGCUGCAGUUAUUGGCAGACCGCUUCUCUACAACCCUGACUAUGUUGAGAAAAUACAGAGUGGGCAAGCAGCUGCGCUCUACACGGAGCAACCAGGUGAUGAGCACUGGUGGUACAAAUGGAGAAACAACGACAAGAGGGACGGCUAUCUGAACUGGGCAAAGCGAACUAUCGUCCCGGCACAUUUAGCAACAAAGGAUAGGUUAAGUCUAAUUCACGAUUAAAGAGAAGCA
Molecule: messenger RNA, 1224 nt
Organism: Fusarium oxysporum Fo47
Lineage: Eukaryota; Fungi; Ascomycota; Sordariomycetes; Hypocreales; Nectriaceae
Product: alkene reductase
Exons: 3
Coding region: 1-1215 (404 amino acids)
Molecular function (GO): oxidoreductase activity; FMN binding
Source: RefSeq, a predicted model, not a curated record